UUCAGAGUUGAUGAUGAUUGAUUACCCUAGAUGGUGAAAAUCUGUGUCAUAUUUUUCACUUUGAUAUCAGCUUCAUAGGAAUCUGUUCUUCAGAAGUGGAGAACAUGCUCUACUGGUGUGCCUUGGUUUAUUUGUAUAGGGUGGAGACUCUGGAACUGGGCGUGGGUUAUAGUUUUUGAAUGACAUGUCAGUGAGAAAUGAAUUCUUCAACGCAACACCAUGACAAGACAGACACGCAGUGUGAAAUAAUCUUACAAAAUAGUGUGCUUUGAAAAAGACAGAAAUGUCGGUCUUUUGAUCUACAUGUUUCAAUUUCAAAAUUAGUAUCCGUUUGUUGAUCUUUGAUGAGGACCGAACCACGGCUGUUCCAUACAGAGUUUAACAGCAUGUCAACUUUCUGCUGUAUGUGCGCUGACCAGGAGAACGACCCAUGGGAUGUCGAGUAUGCAGCAAUAGGCUGAACUCCGGCAAGGCGCUGUCAAAAGUGUCGGUCUUCCUUAUCAUGCUUCUGCUCUUUAUGUAUUUAUUCUACAACCUCACCGGAUUAUGCGACUCUUUUCCGAAAGGAAGAUUAGACCAGCAAACCUCCGCCAGCGAAGAUGAAUCCAAAGACGGCGUUCAGGACAGUGUAAGACGCUCAGAAUAUUCCCGUUACGCACAAGCCGUGCGCAACAGAACGGACUUUGUCACCGGCUUGUCCAGUCAUGUCUCGUCCAAAUUUGUCUGGCAAGUGGUCGGUGGUCACCCCGAGCAACAGAUGCUGGACAGCGCGGGUACCAGCGAGACUGUGUCCAAGAGUGGACUACCGGUGUCCAACACAUUUGGGUCUAAAAAAUUCCCCCAAGCCAUUAUCAUCGGUGUCAAGAAAGGGGGGACGAGGGCGCUCCUGGAGUUUCUGCGCAUCCAUCCCGAUGUCAGGGCAGUUGGCGCGGAACCUCAUUUCUUCGACAGAUUCUAUGACAGAGGACUAGAGUGGUACAGGAGUCUGAUGCCGCGCACGCUAGACGGCCAGGUGACCAUGGAGAAGACGCCCAGCUACUUCGUGACCAAAGAGGCCCCCAUGCGCGUCUGCUCCAUGAACUGUGACACCAAGCUCAUCGUGGUGGUACGGGACCCGGUGACCAGGGCGGUGUCCGACUAUGCCCAGACGUUGUCCAAGAACCCCGGGCUGCCCUCCUUCCAGAGCCUGGCCUUCCGCAACUCCUCCGGCCCUCUGGACACCAUCGACACGUCCUGGAGCGCCGUACGCAUUGGCCUGUACGCCCAGCACCUGGAGGGCUGGCUGCGCCACUUCCCCCUCUCGCAAUUCCUCUUCGUCAGCGGCGAGCGGCUGGUGGCCGAUCCGGCAGGGGAGAUGGGGCGCGUCCAGGACUUCCUGGGCCUCAAGCGCAUCGUCGGGGACAAGCACUUCUACUUCAACCAGACCAAAGGGUUCCCCUGCCUGAAGAAGCCAGAGGGGAGCGGGCACCCCCGCUGCCUGGGCAAGUCAAAGGGCCGCCCCCACCCGCUCAUACCUCCAGAGGCCCUGCAGAGCCUCAGGGAGUUCUACAGGCCAUUCAACCUCAAGUUCUACCAAAUGAGCGGCCAGGACUUUGGCUGGGACUGACAGACUAAUUCACAACAGAGGACAAGUCUAAGACUGGCAUAUAACAUCAUCUCCGGCUGUAUAUGUCAGCAGCAUUCAAGUUGAGAGAUCUAUCUGAGGAAGCACUGUCAGACAUUUGGCUUGUUGCCCCAAGCCAGCGAUGAGUGCUGAGUUACUGAAAUAUCACCAAAUUAUGGGUAUGGAUAAGUUGAUUAUCACUUACACUGGAAACGUCAUAAUGAAGACGUUCUUGUUUUUCCCACCAGGCCGUCUGUUGAAGGCUCUAGUCCAAAGAGUAUUGGUUGAGUGCUAGUGGCAUGACUGCAGGUGGUGCAAUGCAGUGGAGUGCAUUGCAGUGAGCACAUGAAGACACAUUGCAAUUAGCUGUUUGAGUGAGAAUGUCAGAGAGAUCACAAAUUUCCAUUGUGUAGCAAUAGACCACACAGUGCAACUUGAACUCAUUCCAAUCCAUUGUAAGCUAACUCACUUGUCUGUCAGAAGUCAGUUGGACCGAGAGACUGCGAGUGAACAGGAUGUAAUGAAAUUUGCUCAGCACAGGAAAAGUUCCAUGAGCUGAGUGUCAGAGUUGUCAAAAAAAAUGCCUCACAUGAUUAAUGUGCUUCUUCAAGCAGCUCUUUCCACCUUCACAAUAUUGUGAGGCCUGUUUUUUUCCAGUCUUCAGGAAUGUAUAUAUAUUGUAAGUCUGUAUAGAUGUUGUUCAUUUUAAGGUGAAUAUUAUGAAAAUCCCGGGAUACAUUUACAGUGUAAACAUCAUAAAGAAUAUUGACAAAUAUCUGUUCAAUUUAGGGCUGGGCAAUAUGGCAAACAAAAUGGGCACACUGUAUAUUUCCCAUAUUCUCUGAUACUCGUUGUUAUCACAGUUCUGUUCAUGCUGCUUUAUCAUUUCCCAUCACCUCACAAAUAAUCGUCCUCAACAAAGCUAGUCAAAGGUUUCGUUUAAAAAAUACCCAUUGCUGAUCAUGAGAAUUGACCUUAUAUUUAUCACAGUCGUGAUUUUAAUGCCCAGCCCUUGUUCAACUGUAUUAAUGUAUGUUGUACCCUUAUGAAUGAUAUCAAUAUCAGCAAAAUAACUGUUCAGCUGUGCAUGAACAGGAUUUCUUGCUUUGGAUGGAGGUUGUGGCCGUUCGAGCUGUUGCAUUAAACACAAAUGCCAAACAACAUGGAUGUCGUGCUUCGUGAAAUGACACACAGAUUGUAUUU
This is a messenger RNA of Engraulis encrasicolus (European anchovy), 2806 nucleotides long. RefSeq names its product heparan sulfate glucosamine 3-O-sulfotransferase 6-like. NCBI's taxonomy places the organism in Eukaryota, Metazoa, Chordata, Actinopteri, Clupeiformes, Engraulidae. The record is from RefSeq and is a predicted model, not a curated record. The coding region runs from base 431 to 1606 and encodes 391 amino acids. Gene Ontology annotation, molecular function: [heparan sulfate]-glucosamine 3-sulfotransferase activity. The transcript has 2 exons.